Puccinia graminis f. sp. tritici CRL 75-36-700-3 is the source of this 3170-nucleotide messenger RNA. RefSeq lists its product as uncharacterized. The transcript is spliced from 9 exons. Gene Ontology annotation, biological process: actin cortical patch localization. NCBI's taxonomy places the organism in Eukaryota, Fungi, Basidiomycota, Pucciniomycetes, Pucciniales, Pucciniaceae. The record is from RefSeq and is a predicted model, not a curated record. Bases 759 to 3170 code for a protein of 803 amino acids. Gene Ontology annotation, cellular component: plasma membrane.
CAGGAACCAAACAGUCAAGAACCACCUCAACGAGGAACCAUGAACAACCCAACAACAGCAACACCACAUCCACCAGCAACAGCAGCAGCAGCAGCAACAACAACAACAAGCACUGCCAAAUCAACCACACUCGAACCGAAACCAAAGGAAAACAGGAACUCGAUCGACCAACUGAUCAAUAACUAUGAACGGACCACCACCUCAUCAACUGCAAUCAUCCUCCCUUCAACUCAACCAAGCCCACAAAAACCUACCAUCCCCCCGAACGAAAACCACAACAACAGAGCAACAGCAAGCCCCAAUCCAGAACAACAGGAACGUCUACUACACUCCAGCUCAACCCACUCUCAUCCAUCAGCCACUACAACCCCGCAUGCUGCCUACGUCCUUCUAGCCGAAUUUGAUAUUGAUACUGGUAGCGGGCUCAAACAUCAGUACCCUUCUCCGACCGGAACGGCAGAACAUGUCUUGGCCGAUCUCAUGCUUCCCGAUGGCGCACACGACCGUAACGAGGACUGGACGGUCUUCUUCCUCAACCAGACCCCCAGACUGACUGUCACAAAUGAUGUCACCUCUCUAAUCAACCCCAAUCAACCCCAACCCCUCAUUAUCAGCAGCAACAUCUCUCUUCACUUGAAUCAAACCCUUCAAUCCAACAACCAACUCCAAAUAAAACUGAUAACAAAUUACUCUACGUCAUCAGCCUCGUCCGGACCAAAAAGGAUACAUCAGUCAGAAGAGGGGCGAUUUGCAAGGCAAUGGCUGUUUGCUCGUAUUAUCCUUAUAUCCAAAUCUUCAAGCCAAUUCUGUUACUGGCGCUCGAAGACUAUUUUGUAAAUCCAUCAAUCGAUUGCCUUGCUCGGCUAUUUCACGCCAUCAACACGAUGGAUACCAGCGGCCUACCUGAUCUGACCUAUCAUGAAAGAUUAAUUCUUAGAUGUUCAGAACGCCAAGACAUGUUUGAGGAAAAAUUUACAAGCUCGUCAGGCGAGAAUCGGGAGCUUGCCGAUGGCCCCCUGUCGACAAUCGCCUCGAGUCAUAGCCAGAAUAACCUCAGUCUUCCCUCAUCAAAUUUUCCGGCCUUCUAUAACCCCCAGUCCUCGACUGGGGCCAAAGUCAGCUUCCCGGACUCGAGUCCAGGCACGCCACUCCUGCCAUCUUCCUCAUCAUUCAUCUCCUUCGACACUCGAUCCGUCUACUCCAAUCCGCCCCACCAGCGCACCUCUUCAGGCUCGUACUCAAACGCCAGCUCGGUCGAAUCUCCCGGGAAACCAACCUCUCAUCACGCUUUCAAGGGCUCCCAUAGUCGAACCACCAGCAAUCUGGGCAGCCAUCUACAAUCUUCAUCAUCUCAGUCUAAUCAACAGACCCCACUCUACACCUCUAACAACAGUACCCUCAACCAUUAUCGUACACCUUCCCAGAAACGGCCUCGUGACACUCAUUUUUUUGAUACAAAGAUUGAAUAUGCUGGCAAGGCUAUACCGGUUAGGAUUCCCUUGCAAACUUUCCCAGAAGAAGUAGGAGAAUAUUCAUUAAUCAAGCUGAUCCAGACUUUCUCGUCCCCGAAUGCGUUGAAUCCGAACGGUCCAUUCCACCCCCAUCUCCACUCUAGUGGCCCAUUCACCCACCCGAUCGUCUUUCUCUUCAACGCUCUCAUUACCCAGAAACGCAUCGUCUUCUUGGGCCAUGGCUUGCCCGCAGGUCAUGUUUCCGAAAUGGUUCUUGCCGCCUGCGCCCUUGGAUCUGGUUGUGGAGGUGUUCUCGAAGGCUUCAUUUCCAGAGCGUUUCCGUACUGUAAUCUGACAAUCUACGAAGACUUCAAAGUGGUACCUGGAUACAUAGCGGGGGUGACGAAUCCGAUUUUUGAGCUACACACAGAUGCCUGGGACGUGUUCUGUAACAUCGAGACCGGCAAGAUCACUGUCUCGAAAGAUAUUGCGAUGCCGCUCCAUUCCAUCCGUCCCUUCUCGCCCGCUCCGCCCGAACGCUCAACCACCGAACUCACUACCUCUAGCGGUGCUGUCCUUGGUGCCAUUGGAAAUACUCCUUCCUCGCUCUCUCAUAAGGACGACUCUCAUCUGCUGAAAAGCUCUAACGCUAUGGGAAGCAGCAAACACGAGGCUGCGGCUAAGGAUUCAUUGGAUAAUUUGUUAAUGGAAGACAUUCUGCAAGCGAUUCAAGCCCACUUUGGGGAGUCGAUCAUCCGGGCAAGGAUGAUGGACUAUGUACGACGAUUUAUAAGGAUUGGGUCACGAUGGGAGGAAGAUCAAUACGGGACGAGCGGGAUUGGAAUCAAGACGCUAUCCUUCAAGGUCCUUCCCACCCUCCGUUCCCGGACCAGCAGCUCUAACAAUAACACAACUUCUUCUAAUCAGUCGCCUAACCAAAAACUCAAUUCUUCUAGCCGCUCUCAACUCAUCAAUGAUAAAAUUAGAUUCCUCGGCUCGGGUGCUGUCUUCGUCGAUGAUGAAGUCGCUCACAAAAAGGAACUUCUUCUCAACUCGUCUAGGAUCGAAGGGUGGAGAGAAACUGACUCAUAUCAAAUUCUUAAAAAAAAAUUUGAGUUGGGGGGAGAGACGCAUUUCGGGUUUGAUAUUUCCCAUCAAAUUAGUCGUUUGAGAAUGUCUAGGAAAAUGCCAGAGGUAGAAGUGGAAACGAUUUAUGAAGUAUUAGUGAAUACGAUCGAGACGGAUGAACAAGUAGUUGAGGUAUUAUCAUGGUUACCUUCUUAUUUAGGUGGCCUAUUACCGCUCAGUUUCGGCCUCUUUCAUCCGUCCAAAAAGAUUCGAAGCUUGAGUGUAGAGCUGAUACGAAAAUUCGAAGCACAUCCGAUUGGACAAAAGUUCUUCAAGAGUUUAAAUCAUUUUAACAAGUUGGCAUAUCAACGUUUAGCCCAUUACCAACUCGUCCUCCCCUUCCUCCAUCAUCAACAACAACAUCAACAGCAUCAACAUCAGCAACAUCAUUUACAUGAGCGUGAAAAUCAUGAAAUUGUCGAUAAAUCCAAUGUCCCUCUCUUCCACCAUUUCCAUCAUCUCUCCUUUAAUUCUUCAUCCUUUCCUGCUUCAUCUGCUUCUUCCAUCUCUUCUAUCUCCCGUCAUCCUAGCAUCAUUAGAGCUAGAUCUUCUUCUGCUAAUACUGAAGCUGAAUCCUUUUUGGAUUUCUAG